AUGAAUCAAAGUCCAACUAUUCAUGUGCCAGCAAAAAAGACAGACGAGGUUGAUUGGGCAAGCCCUCUAAAACGUUAUAUUCAAACGACGUACCAAGAAGAUCCCGAGAAGUAUGCUGACGAAGCAAAUUCAAUUCACCGCUUAAGACAAGACAUGAGAGGUGCCGGUAAAGAUAUUACAGGCAGAGAUUUAUUGUAUCGAUAUUAUGGACAACUUGAAUUGCUUGACUUAAGAUUUCCAGUUGAUGAAAAUAAUAUUAAAAUUUCUUUUACAUGGUACGAUGCCUUCACGCAUAAGACAACCUCACAGUAUUCACUCGCAUAUGAAAAAGCGAGUACAAUAUUCAAUAUUGCGUCCGUCCUGUCUGCUAUUGCAACAUCACAAAAUCGGUCAGAACCCGAGGGCCUAAAACGCGCAUUUAAUUUUUUCCAAGCUUCUGCUGGGAUGUACAAUUACAUUAAUGAUAAUUUCUUGCAUGCUCCUUCAACCGAUUUAAGUCGAGAUACUGUAAAAUUGCUUUCUCAACUAAUGCUAACGCAAGCCCAAGAAUGCUUCCUUGAACAGAGUCUAGGGGCUAAAAAUAAACCUGCAUUGAUAGCUAAGAUAGCGGCGCAAGUUGGCUGGUCAUACGGAAAUAUUGUUGAGAAUAUGUCGGAUCUGAUCUCGAGAAGCGUAUUUGACCGUAGUUGGCAGACAGUCUGUCAGAUCAAGCACAAAUAUUUUGCAUCAAUUUCUCAAUAUCAAAAAUCUUUGGCCUGCGAAGCGGAAGUUAAAUACGGCGAAUGUGUUGGUCGACUUAACAUUGCAGAAACCCUGGCCAAGGAGGCUAAUAAACUAUCUAAUAGCUUUGUGUCAGCCUUUUCACCGAAUACAACGCAAACUCUUCCCCCUGACGCUGCGACAUCUUUGCAAGAUCUUACUAAGUCAAAUUUUGCUCUUAUCACGGAGAAAAAAAACUCUGCAACACGGGAUAAUGACAUAGUAUAUCACGAUGUCGUCCCGCAGGAAAAUGUCAUUUCACCAAUUGACAAGUUAAUUUUGGCAAAACCUAUACCCAUACAAGACCUUUACCUACCUAACGAGAUUCAAAGGGUCAUAGGUCCCGAUAUUUUUCAGCGUUUAAUCCCAUUAUCAGUUCAUGAGUCAGCAUCCUUAUACUCCGAAGAGAAGGCCAAGAUAGUUCGCAGUGAGACCGAAAGAUGCGAUCUAGCAAAUGGAGAAAUGGAAGCUGCAUUGGAAUAUAUGAAGUUGCCAGGUGCCUUGUCAAAAUUUCGUAACAACGAUCUCAGAUCUUUCAACGAACUUGCGACUCCUACUUCAGAAGUCAAACAGUGGGCUAAAUUAAUUAAGGAUGAAGAGCAAAAGGGUACUAUUAAAGAUUUAUUAAUGACAUUGAAUAGUUUGAAAGGUCGAUCGAAAGAAGUAUUGGAUCAGAUAUCUCAACUGUUAGAUACUGAGCAGCGAGAAUAUGAAGCCAUGAAAACAAAAUAUGGAGAUUCGUGGAAUCAAGGUUCACCGUCACCGCACACUACAAUUUUUCAUCAGGACCUACUUAGUCACCUCGAUGCGCUUGAGAAAGCCAACAAUUCUGAUAGAGAUGUAUUUCAAAGAUUUGAUCUGGCGAUGUCUGAUAUUACAAUGUUGCGUGACAGCGAAAAUAGUGAUGAAUUGGAAAAGAUCUUUGCUGAAGCGUUAUCUUCUAGUAACAUUAGAGAAGUAGGCAGUUCUAGUUCGAGCGUUGGUGAAAGUCUUUUGGAUGUAGGUGCGCCACAAGCAGAGAGCGAAACUUCUUUCAAGGUCAACAAAAUCGAUGAAUGCCUAAGUAAUUUGUAUAAAGUCAGAAAGGAAAGAAUGGAUACUUUAAACGACUUGAAAGAUAAGACACAUCAAGACGAUAUAUCACACCUUCUCAUUCUAAAUAAGAAGACACAAAAUAUUGAACCACAACUGUUUGCAACUGAACUUGAAAAGUUUUCACCUUAUCGGAAUCGUAUCACGGCUAGCAUUCAUCAUCAACAAGCUUUGUUACAGGAGUUGACUGUGUUGUACAAAAGUUUAAUGGAAGGAGAAGAAGCAAGAAUGUUACAAGAGCGAUGGGAUCUGAUAGAACGCAAAAGAAAAGACGUUUGUGAGAGGUUUCGAAAGGCGAAGGAUAGCUACAUGGAAGUAAAAGACGGAUUAAGAAAGGGCAUCAAUUUUUAUAUUGAUCUUACUGAUCUGAUUGAGAAUCUUGAAAAAACUGUACAAAAAUUUGUAAAAUCUCGAGAACAAGAACGAUUUGAACUGGCACAAUCCAUACAAGUUCAAGUUCAACAAAGAUUGAAAGAUCAGUUGAACAAAUUGAAUACGUCUAGCACUGUUUCCUCUAAUGCUGGAAAUAACUUGUAUGACCCUACACAUUUAACUGAGGAAAUAAGUAAAUUGUCACUUAACUCUGGGGUCCAAGGAACCAGUACAUAUGCUGGUUCCAUUAAUCGGGAAGUAAACACGAACAAUUCUUCUACAAUUCAGAGUGCACAUACUGUAUCUUCAGCUCUUCCGUAUGCACAUAUGCGCCAAGAUUCGUAUCCUUCUGCACUUGCACAAUCUUACGGUAGUCCAUCGGCUCCCCCAAGACCAUCGGCACCUGAGUCGCCGACUUCAUAUUAUGCGGCACCAUCACCUCAACGACCUCCUUCACAAAUUCCUUUACAGCCCUCUUCACAACCUUUAUCUGCAUAUUCUGCGCAGCCGGUACCACCACCAAAAACCCAAGCUCCACCUCUACCUCCAUUACCAACAGGAUAUAAUCAACAAAGUAACGCUUAUGCUCCAUUUCAACCUCAUCAACAACCACCUAUUCAAGCACCCGCAACACAAAUAUCUCAAAGUCAGCCUUAUAAUGGACAAUUCCAACCUCAAUUGCCACCAACUCAACAAAAUCAUCAUAUAAUACAAUCUCCCAAUCAACCUAUUCAACAUUCGCAGCAACAACCUCAACAAUCCUACUCAAGACCUUCAAGUUUGUAUGGUACUCUGCCUUUAUCCCCCACUCAACCAUCAGCACAACCUAGUCAUACACAGGCAAAUUUUCGAUAUUCACAGCCGGUGCCUCAACAACAGGUACCGCCCGCACAGCGAAAAUCAACUUACGAUAGUCACAUUCCACCACAUUUACCAGGCAGUUAUGCUUCAUUGCCUCCUGUACAACAACAGUCAACGUACGAUAGUCACACUACAUCACCUUUACCAGGUGCUUAUGCAUCACUACCUUCCGUACCGCAACAAUAUCAAGCUCCAUCACAACAACAAUACCCAUUGGGGACUCCUACACAUGCGCAACGUCCUCAUCCUCAAGUUUUGCCACCACAACAAUCACCUACUCAAUUUCAAACAAAUUCAGUUCCGUCACAAGUCCCAUUACAACAUUAUCACCACCAGCUUAAUCAACCUAUUCCUUCGCAACAAGGAUACUAUCAACCAACAGCCGCUUCGCAAAACAAUCCAGGGUUCCAGACAAAUUAUGUACAAGCUAUAGUCCCACAGAAACCUACACCACCCAAUUAUGAUAACCGUUCAUUAUUAGAUUAA
Messenger RNA from Acaulospora morrowiae, 3570 nucleotides. The record is from the annotation of a GenBank genome assembly. NCBI's taxonomy places the organism in Eukaryota, Fungi, Glomeromycota, Glomeromycetes, Diversisporales, Acaulosporaceae.